GACCGGGCAUGGUAUUGGUCUCACCGCACGUACUUUGUGAUUUCUACAAUUUGGUAGCUUCAAAGUAAUCACCAAGCCGCUCCAUCAAGACUUAACUCGUCAUGUCGCAGGCGAAAGCGCAUCCUGCCGCAGAUUUCAAACCUUCACUCCCACUUUCAAAUUGCCAGACUUCAUAUUGGUCCCGGACGACUGAAUCGUUCCGCUAUUUGCACCAUAAUUCCACCUCCGCCGUCCCUGAAUCUGUCCAAUACGUGAUCAUUGGAUCUGGUAUCUCUGGUGCGCUUUCAGCUUUCAAACUCGUCGAAGCAGGUGUUAGUCCAGCAGAAAUUCUCGUGCUGGAAGCUCGCGAAGCUGUUUCCGGAUCCAGUGGUCGAAAUGCUGGACACUGUCGACCUGAUGCCUUCAGAAGUUUUGCCGGAUAUGCGGCCGCGCACGGCAAGGAGCAAGCGUUGCAGAUUGUAGAAACCGAAAACCGCGUAUUGAAGGCGGUGGACGCUUUUGUAACAGAGAACGAGAUAGCCUGCGAAUUUCGGAUGAAAGCAACCUACGAUGUCAACUUCUCUGAAGAGGUCGCAGCAGAUGAAGCAAAGAAUAUCAAGCAGUACACAGAAGCCGGAGGUAGUAUGGAGGGUAUCCGAUACUACACGGACGAGGAAGCACGAGCAAAGACUGGCUUUGCGAACGCGAUCGAUGCGUAUGAAUGGCAAGCUGCAUCGAUCCAUCCUGCAAAGCUGACACACUGGCUACUGUCCAGUGUAAUUGGGGCAGGCGUCAAGUUCUGGACUCAUUGUCCAGCAACUGCCGUCAGUCUAGCAGAGGGAAACUCGUGGGUCGUUUCUACACCCCGAGGACAAGUACAUACGAGGAUUGUUAUCCAUGCGACAAACGCCUACGCAGGACUACUCUUACCACAGCUCUCUGGACCUCUAUUGACACCCGUCAAAGUGCAAGUACAGUCCUUCGAUCCGCCUAGCCAGCGAGCGGAAGGGGCUCAGAUCAAUGCAACGUACGCUUUGCGGUAUAGCAUGCAGUCUUUCUACGCAGCUAUUCAAACUGAGGACGCAUCAGUCGUGUUUUGCAUCGCCAGACCGAGCGGAAUCGGCGUAGAUGAGAGCUCGUACGAGCCCUCACUCGCAAAAGAAGCUUAUGCCAAAUUUGCAGAGCUUUUCCCCGAGGCAUCGCACGCGCGAAAGAUUGAAAACGGAGUGGACUUGGAGCAGGCAUGGACCGGCUUACUUGCAUUCACUCCCGACAAGGUGCCGUACGUUGGUGCGAUCCCUGAGCUCCCGGGACAGUACAUCUGUGCUGGUUUCAAUGGCCACGGAAUGGCCAACAUCUUCGCUUGUGCGCCAGGCAUGGUGAAGCUGAUAUUGGGCGGUACGUGGGAGGAAACUGCGCUUCCAGAAUGCUACCAGUACAGAACACCUGGGCAGAACGGGCGCGGAUGAAUAGCUUCCGCUUGGCGCCUCGGCCCGUCCCCGUCGCCAGCGCUAAGCUAUUUACGGAAGAUCAGGCUAAGCGAAGCCGCAAUGCCUGCAGAUUUACGUGCAGCCGCGAGAGAGGAGAGUGCGAUGCAAGAAUACAGCCCUGCAGCUGUUCCUUUAUUCCAGUAGUAUUAGAAGAUCGUUAGCAAUUCUCAAUUCAAG
This is a messenger RNA of Cucurbitaria berberidis CBS 394.84, 1646 nucleotides long. RefSeq names its product FAD dependent oxidoreductase. The transcript has a single exon. The coding region runs from base 102 to 1448 and encodes 448 amino acids. Gene Ontology annotation, molecular function: oxidoreductase activity. The record is from RefSeq and is a predicted model, not a curated record. Gene Ontology annotation, cellular component: cytoplasm. Lineage: Eukaryota; Fungi; Ascomycota; Dothideomycetes; Pleosporales; Cucurbitariaceae.